AGUAGGCCAGAGAUCAACAUGGAAGACAAACUUCAUAGUGUAAAAGUCUAUGUCAUGAUGGAGGAUGAGCAGUGGGAAGACAUAGGCUCAGGACAAAUUUCAUCCAAAUACAUCGAACGGCUCCAGGGCGUGUGCCUGCUUGUUCACUCAGAAUUAGAUGGCUCACUGAUUAUGGAGCGCAAGAUAUAUCCUGAUGUACCCUAUCAAAAUCAAGGGGAUUUAAUCAUUUGGUCCGAAGCUGAGAACCAUGGUAUGGCAAUUCAUUUCCAAGAACCAAAUGGUUGUAAAGAGAUCUGGGAGGAUAUUUGCCAAGUUCAAGGUAAAGAUCCGAGUGUAGAAAUUACACAAGAGCUUACCUAUGAUUUAGAAAGUUUUGAAGAUAUGUCGCAGAUCUGGAAUCUGGUUGAGAUUCCAAACUGUGAGAUCAGUAUGCUUGAGAACAUUGCAAAUUUAUUUGCUUUUAUUCGUGAGGCACCAAGCCACAAAGAAAGCCUGGCCCUGAUCUUGGAAAACGAAAAUUACAUUAAAAAAUUGCUACAGCUGUUCAAAACUUGUGAAAAACAGAAGAAUAUGCAAGGCUUACACCAUUUGCAUAACAUCAUUAAAGAAAUCCUAUAUCUCAACAAUUCACGUUUGUUUAAGAUCAUGUUUUCUGAUGAACUUAUCAUGGAUGUGGUAGGAUGUCUUGAAUAUGAUCCUGGUUUGGAUCAGCCAAAAGGGCACAGGGAAUUUUUGACUCAAGGUGCAAAAUUCAAGGACAUUAUACCAACAACCCACUCCAAACUUAGGCAAAAAAUACACCAGACUUACAGAAUACAAUACAUACAUGACAUUCUGUUGCCUACACCAUCCUUAUUUGAACAGCAUAUUCUUUCUGAUCUUAAAGCUUUUAUUUUUUUCAACAAAAUUGAAAUAAUUAGCAUGCUGCAGGAAGAUGAAAUUUUUUUGUUGGAAGUUUUUGCUCAGUUAAAAGACAAAACUCUUGGUGAUGAGAGAAGGUAUGAAUUAUUAUUAUUCUUCAAGGAAUUUUGUACAUUUGCUAAGACACUGCAAUCUCAAAAGAAAGAUGCAUUACUGAAAAUACUGAUAAAGUUAGGCAUUAUGAGUGCUCUGAAAGUCACAAUACACAUGCGUGAUUACCAAAUAAAAGCAACUGCUCUAGAUAUAUUUACUUACCUAGUAGAAUAUAAUCCACGCCUAAUCCGAGUAUAUGCAAUGGAAGAAGCUUGGGACAUUAGAGAUGAUAAAGACCUUAUCAUUAAUAUAAUGAUUGAACAAAUAAUUUGUGAUCCUGAUCCUGAACUUUCUCGUGGCAUCAGUUUGACAUCAGUUCUUCGUGUUCUUCUUGAUACAGAAAAUAUGUGUUUGACAUCUAAUGGAUAUGAAAGAAGGGAAUUUCUGAAUUUCUUCUAUACACAUUGCAUGAGUAAUCUGUUAGCACCAAUUUUGUCUACCACAGUACAGAAAGAUAGUGACAAUAAUAGGACCAACAUCUGUCCUGAUAAUUAUGAAAAUGCACAAUUGUAUGGAGUAGUUUUAGAACUACUCACCUUUUGUAUACAACACCACUCAAUAUACAUUAAAAAUUACAUUUUAAGCAACAACUUGCUUAGCAGAAUAUUGAUGCUAAUGAAUUCAAAGCACACUUUUCUAAUUUUGUGUACUGUCCGGUUUAUGAGAAUGAUGAUUGGCCUUAAAGAUGAAAUUUACAAUCUUUAUAUAAUUAAGAAAAAUCUGUUUGAACAAAUUGUAAAUGCUUUUAUGCGUAAUGGAACUCGAUACAAUAUGUUAAAUUCAGCUAUUAUUGAGCUAUUUGAAUUUAUAAGAGAGGAAAACAUAAAGCCUCUUAUUGCAAACAUUGUGGAAAAAUUUUUUAUGGCUUUUGAAUCAAUUGAUUAUGUCCAGACGUUUAAAGGGUUGAAAACUCAAUAUGAAGAGGAGAAGGAGAGAGAAAAUAAAACAAAAAGGAAUUUACAUACUAUUAUAUACAAGAAAAUAUGUUGCAGACGUAUCAAAGAUAUGGAGGUAAAAAUCAAGGAAGAAAUAUGUACUUCUGGGGAAAACACAGAAGAAGAAGACGAAGCUAUUCUACCAAGUUGUUAUGACAUGUGUAGGAAAAUUGAAGAGGCAAAUGAAAAUGAAAUAGAUAGCCUAAAAAGAAAAUCACCAGAAGCCUUUGAAUGUUCUUCAUCUCAUUCUGGUGCGUCUGCUAAUAGAAUGAGUUGGUCACACCAUAGCAGCAAGGUCGCUUUAGUAGAUUACUCAGAUGAUGAUGAUUAUGACAGUGACAAUGACCCUCAUGAUAAUAAUGAAAGUGAAGUUGAAGAUGAAGAACCUCCCCAAAAAAGACCUACUCUUAGUUUAUAA
Molecule: messenger RNA, 2367 nt
Organism: Psammomys obesus (fat sand rat)
Lineage: Eukaryota; Metazoa; Chordata; Mammalia; Rodentia; Muridae
Product: protein PPP4R3C-like
Exons: 1
Coding region: 19-2367 (782 amino acids)
Biological process (GO): protein dephosphorylation; DNA damage response
Cellular component (GO): protein phosphatase 4 complex; nucleoplasm
Molecular function (GO): protein phosphatase activator activity
Source: RefSeq, a predicted model, not a curated record